Sinocyclocheilus grahami is the source of this 2063-nucleotide messenger RNA. RefSeq names its product glutamine-rich protein 2-like. NCBI's taxonomy places the organism in Eukaryota, Metazoa, Chordata, Actinopteri, Cypriniformes, Cyprinidae. The record is from RefSeq and is a predicted model, not a curated record. The transcript has 14 exons.
AUGGCCUUAAUCCAAGAUCUGCUGAAGGAAAUCCAGGAGCUCAAAGAGUCCAGAGACGAUCUGAGACAGGAAGUUAAUGCUCUGAACGGUCAGCUCAGCCAGCUGAACAUGAAAGAGUUGGUGGACCGUAUCAUUGCUAUGGAGCAGUAUUGCCACCAAGUGGAAGAUCUGGACAACACUACAAAAGAGCUGAAGGACAAGAUGGCCCAGUACCCUGUUCCAGAGGAGCUCACGCAGUGUGUCACAUGGGAAGUGAUGCAAGCUGCGCUCAUCAGCGAGAGGCAGAAGAUUCAGGAGGCACGUCCAGCUGGGUUGCAGGACACCCUCUCCGCCGCUGAAAACAUUGCACCCGUUCACCCUUUGAACCUGGGUACCCCAUUCAAAGAUGACAGAGCGGGUACAGGUGGCACAGCUGGUGUAGAUCUCUCUCGUCGGGUUUCUCCUCCCCAGCAGUCGCUGUCUGACGGGGCUCUGUGCACUGUGACGGGCCGCCGACUGUCCCGGGUCAGCAUUGGGGCCGAACGCUACCCGGAGACCGUAGAGGCUCUGGUGGAGGUGGGCAGGCUGAGGGACAGGCACGAGAGUCUGGAGGCCCGUGUGGGGCAGCUGGAUGCAAACAAGGCUGAUCAGACCCAGUUUCAACAUCUGCGUGAUCUUUUCACUGCCAUGGAAGAGAGGCAGAUUCCUGACCAUGUCCCGGAGCAGCUGAAUCAUCUGAGGACUCUUGUGGACAGUCUUCUAGCAGAUAAAGUGAAGAACACUGAUCUGGUGAGUGAAGUAGAGGCAGCCAUACUGCAACUGCAGUCCAAGUGUGAGAAGCUCCACAGAACAUCCAACCACCUGACCGAGGAACACGGCAAGAAACAGACACACAUAGAUCGUCUGUUCAAGAUUGUGGUGGACCUGGAUGAAAAGAAAGCUGACAAGGAAGUGGUGGAAAUGGAGAUUGAAAUCAAAGCUGACAAACGGGCUCUGGAGAGCAAGGUGAGCCACAUGCAGUUCGACAGCAUGACAGAGCAGCUCAAUAACGUGUUACAGGAUCUGCUGAGUAAGAUCGGCGGUCAGGAGCAGGACUGGAACAAGGUCAUCAAGAAGAUCUCCUCUGAGAUGGACUGCAAGUUGAACCGGAUUGAGCUGGAUCCUCUGAAGAAACAGCUCGAUGAUCGCUGGAGGACCAUCCAUAAGCGUCGGUCUUAGUACAAAGAUGUAACUACAGAAGAGUCAAAACUAGUUAUUAAAAAAGAUUCUCCUUGUCGUAAUCAUUAGACAUCCUUACAUUGUGGUUGUAAACACUAUAGUAUAGUAAAGUCUCUCACAGUCUCUGAAUGUUUUUCCAGGCACUUGGUGACUCUGCCCUCUGCCCCAGGACUGCCCUCUCACAAGUCCAGCCGGCCCUACACUGUGUAUGAGCUGGAGCAGGUGCGACAGCACUGCAGGAGCGAGAGGAUCCCAGAAAUGGCCGAUUACAGUUACCUGGCCCGUAGCUGUGGGGGCAGCCACACCCUCACCUACCCCAGCCGCCGCUACACCCGCCUUCAGCACAUCACCCACCUGAUCCAGAACGAAGAGGACAGUCGGCCCGUGUCCUCUGGACCACCCGCACAGGCAGCGGAGGUGGACAUCUUAGGUUUGGAUGGACAGGUCUACAAGGGCCGAAUGAGCAGCAGAACAGUGAGGCUCUCCGAGACCAGAUUUCCCACCAUCUCUCCUCGAGAAGGCAACUGGAAGAGCAAAGACAAGGUCAGCCGCUCGCAGUCCCAGAGGUCCAGUGGAAUGGAUGCUGGCCGUGGCAGUCCAGCACGGCCACAGAGUGCCAAGACUCAGAGUAGUCGCUCAGCGUCCAGCACCUCAAUGAAAGAUUGGCCCCUGUCCUCCAUGGACUGUCUGUCCCAGGACGUCCCGCUCCAGACCUCAUUCCACGACACCACCACAGAGCCGAGAGAAGCACUGGAGCUCCACAAAGAGCUCAACCAAUCAGAGGAUCAGCCGGUGACAUAACUUUAGAGAUCCUCCAAUGGAAGCCGCUCCAUUGUCUGAAUGACAUGUUUACAGCAGUGCGUGAC